Molecule: messenger RNA, 750 nt
Organism: Erigeron canadensis
Lineage: Eukaryota; Viridiplantae; Streptophyta; Magnoliopsida; Asterales; Asteraceae
Product: miraculin-like
Exons: 1
Coding region: 26-616 (196 amino acids)
Molecular function (GO): endopeptidase inhibitor activity
Source: RefSeq, a predicted model, not a curated record
CAAAGCAUAUAAGAAUAUUCAUAAAAUGAAGAUAUCAAUUUACAUAAUUUUCGUUUUCUCUACCUUCUCACUCAUUUCGGGGCAAUCUCCUGUCCUCGACACUGACCAGAUGCCGCUCGUAACUGGCCCCAGUUACUAUAUCGUGCCAGCCACGAGCGGUAGGGGUGGGGGCGUAAAGCUAGCUCCCACAACUUUAAACCAAACAUGUCCACUUGACGUAGCGCAAGAAAACAAUGAACAACUAAAUGGGAUGCCAUUAAAUUUCCUUCUUGCCAUCCCCAAUAGAGGGGGUGUCAUCCGUGAGACCAUGGAUCUUAACAUUCAGUUCACUGGUGCAACAACUUGUGGUAACCCUGCGGUUUGGCGAAUUGAGGACGUGAACGGACAACGUGUUGUAUCGAGCAGUGGAACGUUAGGGAACCCGGGUGCGGCUACCAUAAGCAAUUGGUUCAACAUAGUAACUUAUGAGGAUGGCUAUAAGAUUGUGUUUUGUCCAACGGUUUGUGACACUUGUAGGCCGGCGUGUGGAGACGUUGGUUCAACUAUUGCUAAAAACGGACGCAGAAGUUUGCUUUUGAGUAGUGAACCUCUUAAGGUCAAGUUCAAGAAAGCAUAAUUAUAUUAGUGAUACGUAAAUUAAGAUGUUAAGUUGUACUCGUAUGUAACUAUAUGUAACAAUAAUGGGUUACUCAUACUGUCGAUCUUAAAUUAAUCCUAAUUAUAUAAAUAGAAAGACGUGGUUUUUGGCUA